CAAAUGCGGAGGCUUGACCAGACAUUCACCUUGUUCCCCGCGCAAUCUCUCCCUUAUCUGACUCCGGAUCGCUGGGCCCGUGACUUGUUUCAGGCCUUGGCAUAUCUCAACAAUGCUAAUAGUAACGACCAACGAAUCCCCAACUUCAACCUCUAACUAUCAACCUCUUGAAGAGAAUUGUCGACAAUGCCAAAGACUCGCGUUCGUGUAGUGGAAGGAUCAUGUUGGCCCUGCAAAAAGCGCAGGAUUAAGUGCGAUCUCGCAAAACCAACCUGUUCGCGCUGCGCCAAAGUCGGAGCCGCAUGCGAUUACAAUCAACGGCUCAUUCGCUGGAGUACACGACCUGCUGUUACAGUACCAGCGAUUUAUCAGAUUACUACGCGCGAUGAACAGCUCGCCGCUUCACUAGCAGUAUACGAGAAACGCUCACUGGAUUACUUUCAUGGAAGGUUCUGGCCGCUAUUGACGACUGCUUCGAAGCCUUGUGCGCCGCCGACUAUGGUUGCGCUGCAGCAUCGUGUUGUUCUACUUGCGACGUGUGUUCUGGCUGAUUCGCAUCGGUGGUUGCAGGAUGGAAGGAAUAGUCGGAGUAUUUUGAACGUUAAGAGGAUGGAAUGUUUAGCUGCGUUGAGAGAGGAGGUUGAUGGAUGCUGUUCAAAGGAAGACGGCCCAUUACAGACACUCCUUUUUGCUGUUCUGCUACUCUACUUUCACGAUGGAUUUCUCGAGUGUGCGCAAUCAUCGGCAUCGACGUCAAGUCACAGAGACGGAGUCUUGGCCAUCGUCAACCAACUCGGCGGCAUGACUACUGUACUAGGUACAGGCCAAGAUCCGCUUCAUAUGAUGCUUUCGGAAUUCGCGACGACAGAUCUUACCAGUGCUAUGCUCACGGGACAACCGCCGUCGUUUCCACCGGCUAUUUGGGAGGUUGUUGAUCGAGGACCUGUUUGGUGGGGACGAGAUACACAAGGGUAUUGUUCACUAUCGACGGUCUUUCAGCAGAUAUCCAGUAUGGCGUUUUAUCUUGAGGCGACGACACAUAUGAUUGAGGAGUUUUCGAUUGAGAGGAUUAGGAUUUUUGAAGCGGCUUUGAGACCGACGUAUGCAUCGUUGGCUGUCGAAGACUUGACGUCGCCUCGUUCAUCACCGGUUGAUACACCGUCAACGGAAUACGACACUGAAUCAGCACAAGCCUUCAGCCUCGUUCGGAUCUUCCAGCACGCAGCACUCAUUUAUCUAUACCGAGCUGUCUGCGGUCUACCAGCAAACCAUGCUCUCGUGCAGCAACAUACACAGUCUUGUCUAGACUGUAUCUUCAGCAUCCAAAAACCAUCCAAAAUUCUCAACUGUGCUGUACUACCUAUCUGUAUAGCAGGGGCGCAUUCACAAUGCCCAAAGCAACAGCGCUUAGUACGUGGACUUGCAGGGUUUAUAUAUGAUGAGAUACGGUUCGCUUCGGUUCAUUCAGUCAUUGCGGUCUUGGAGGAUAUUUGGAAACGAGCGCCUGAAGAAGAUAUGACGUGGAAUCAGAUGUUUGCCAACUUGAAUCCUCAGGCUAUUAUUCUCUGAGGUUUUGUUUGUAUACUACUGGCGUUGGAGGUGGGGUUUAUGUAGGAAGCUUGGGUUCAUAACAUGAAUGGCCUUCCUGGUGUUGAAAGAAUAAAUAUCUGUUCAAUU
Fusarium redolens is the source of this 1677-nucleotide messenger RNA. Its product is annotated as fungal-specific transcription factor domain-containing protein. Bases 187 to 1569 code for a protein of 460 amino acids. The transcript has a single exon. Gene Ontology annotation, molecular function: DNA-binding transcription factor activity, RNA polymerase II-specific; transcription cis-regulatory region binding; zinc ion binding. NCBI's taxonomy places the organism in Eukaryota, Fungi, Ascomycota, Sordariomycetes, Hypocreales, Nectriaceae. Gene Ontology annotation, biological process: positive regulation of transcription by RNA polymerase II. The record is from RefSeq and is a predicted model, not a curated record. Gene Ontology annotation, cellular component: nucleus.